Molecule: messenger RNA, 405 nt
Organism: Amoebophrya sp. A120
Lineage: Eukaryota; Dinophyceae; Syndiniales; Amoebophryaceae
Source: the annotation of a GenBank genome assembly
AUGUCGAAGGAGGAGCAUGGUUCGCGCGAGCGCGGCCGAUUUGCGCCAAUUCGCCGGGAUGUCAUUUACCACCGGCGCACGGGUGCGCAGAAGGAGCACAGGGAGCCGAACGCUAGGGGGGUUGCGGCGGAGUACAUUUGGGCCGGGGAUUCGAAGGCCGCCAGUGGCCACAUUGUGUCGUGGUUUUUCACCUCGCAGAAGCCGAAGCGCCAGAAGGAAAGCGAGCGCCAUCGUGUUCGCCUGGCGACUGGGGACUGGUGGCUGAUUUCGUGGCAUCGGGCGAAAUUUUUUCUGGACGAAGUCGUGGGAAUCUCGGAAGACUAUACGGACGCCAUCGACGCAGCAUUUUCUGCGGUGCGGCCAGAUGUCGCACUGCUUCCGACGUCAGCGCUGCACUGGUCAUAG